AUGACGCAAAUCUCGCAGGACUUCGAAGUUCAGCACCUUCUGCAGCAGCUGCACUUGGCCAACAGCGACAUCGAAGCGCUUCAGCACAGCGUGGCGGAGCUGAAGAACGAGGACCAGCUGCGGAGCCAACAGUACGAACGAAAACUCUUGCAGUACAAGAGCAGGGUAGAAGCUGAACUUCAAGAAGCGAGUGGCCGCGAAUCGGAGCUGGAGAUCAAAUUGAAAGCAAAAAACCAGGAAUGCGAUCGCCUUGGUCAAGAGUCCUUGAAGACCAAAGAUCUACAAGAGAAGGUCCUUGCCCUCCAGGCCAAACUUGAAGAGAGCCAGCGACAGCGCAGCACUGCAGCCGUCGCUGAUUUGGAAGCGGCAGAGCGCCGUGCGGCUGAAUUGGAGAGGCGGAUUGCUUCGACGCAAGAGGAGCCCCUGGUCUUGCGAUUGACAAGGGACAACAAGGGGAAUGACAAGGAGGAUGAGGAGGAUUUCAAUACUCACGACAUCUAUGUCGAUACUUCGCACGAGCAUCAGCUGACACUGCAGCGUACCACAAAGGCGCGCUUGGAAGCAGCCACGGCGAAAGCGCAGGACUUUGAACUUCAAUGCCAGACUUUGACGCUGAAACUCGAGAAGCUUCAGGCCAGGUCCGAGGAGAACGACCUGAAGUUCGAUCGACAAUUGGCCCUGCACCGCGAGGAAGUCUGUAGCGCCUUUUCGCGAGUUCAAGAGUUAGAGCGGCAGAUUAAUCGCCGGAAAGUCGAGGAGGAACGAUUGGAGCAGGACUUGGGCACCAAAACACGUGAAGUGGAAGACUUACAGGUGGAGCUCCUGAAGGGUCAGGAGCAGGAAAGGAAAUGCAGUGAACUUGCGAUGGAAUGUGAAGACUUGAAGGGACAAAUCCUGACAUCAAAGCAGGAACUUGAGAAGGAGAAGACACUUUCCAGUGAUCUUGAAAAGAAGCGCGAAGAAUUGCAGGCUCAGCUUGAAGCAUCCAAGCAAACCUUCGAGGAACAGCUCCAAAGCUCAAAGCAGGAGUUUGACAGCGAACGUGAGCACCUGGAGGCCCAGCUUCAAGCAUCUAAGCAGGCGUCAGAGGAGCUGGAGCAAGAGAGUACUCGCUUCAGCGAACUGGAUACUCGAUGUGAGCAGUUGGAGGCUCAACUUCAAGCUUCCAAGCAAGCAAUGGAGGACUUGGAGAAGGAGAAGGGCCGCUGUCUUGAGCUUGAGGCGCAGCUACAGAACUCAGAGCAGGAACUGGUGGAAGAGAGGACGAGGUCCAUUGAGCUGGACAGAAGGUGUGGAGAAUUGGAGGCCCAGCUGCUGUCAUCAAAACAGGCCUUCGAGGAACAGACAGAUGCCAUGGAAGAAGCCCGCGCCCAUGUGGAAGGCCUUAGCAAAUCGUUGAAGGAAAGCAGAGAAAAAUGUGACGGGCUUUGGUUGAGGAAGGAAGACUUGGAGCUGAAGCUGAGCGAUGUGCAGAACUCUGCUGCUGAGCAAAUCACUUUCUUCCAGGAGCAGCUGAGGGCCUCCAAAGAUGCGGCCCAAGCACGGGACGAGAGCUUCAGGGAGAAGUUGGCCGAUCUCAGUGAAGCCAAACGCCAGGUAGCAGAACUGCAGCAGAUGAUCAAAGAACGAGAUGCAGAGAUCGAAAACUACGAGGAGAUCUUGAAGCAACCGACCAUGGACCUGCAGGCACCGAGCGAUCCAUUGGAGGGCCUUCAACUGGAGCCGGUCCGACCAAAGGUAACACUUCACUUGGACGUUGCCAAAACCACCUUGAGCCCAACCGGCAACAGCCCGGGCAGUCCGUGCGCGCCUGGGGGAUUGAUGCGAUCCAAAGGGCUCCACCAAGGAGUGAGCGUGCAGCACAUUUGCGGAUCCUUCGUCGAGGACGUCGAGGCAGCAGGUUCUAGCCCAGCCUCGCCCAUCUACGAAGCUCGGAUUGGAGGGGAACUGGAAAAGCUGGUGGCGAAAUGGACGGCUGCGGCCGUGUGUCCUGUCGAUGGGCAGCUCGGAGCUGCCUACGUCUAUGGCUUGGAAGGCUGGGUCCCACCUUGCCGAGUUGCUACACCCUUUGCCGGCGGAGUGCGGAGCAGCAUGUGUAAGUCCGAAACUUACGUGUUGGAUGCCAGCUUCAACCCCGAAGAGUUCGUGGAAGACAUCAAGAAGGCGAAGGCUGCUGUGGGAGAAGCAACCGAAGAGGAUGCUCAACACCUGCAGCACUUGGUGAUGAUUUCCCAAGUCUUGCUCUAUGAGGGCCACAUUCUGCUACUUGCAGGUGCUGCCAUGCCAUGGGGCAUCAAUAUCCUUUUGUUGUGCGCUGCGGCCUUCAUGAUCGCCUAUGCCAGGUGCAUGAAGUGGGCCAUCAUUGGACACCACGUGUCCCAUGGAGGUUUCGACAGCUUGCAGAAGAAUCAUCCUAACGCCCUUCCCAAGCACUACAAGCGUGGGGUCUUUGCCAUUGGCUUCCGAAGGUUCUUGGACUGGUUGGACUGGAUGUUGCCACAGGCCUGGGAUGUGGAACACAACAAGGCCCACCACUACUACCUCUCGGAGGAGAAGGACCCGGACCUCGUGGAGCACAACUUCGAGUUGCUACGCGCCUUCCCGUUGCCCAGGGCCAUGAAGUAUGCUUCCAUGGUGAUGUGGGUCUUCACGUGGAAGUUCACCUACUAUUCGCCCAACACCUACAAGGAAUUGGCCCUCUCCAAAAAGGACAGCUGGCUGGCCAAAAACUGGCCCAGCUGGGGCAAGAAAACGGACCCCGUGGUGGUCUUCGAUAUCUUCCGCAUGCCGGCCAUGGCAGUUUGGAAUGGAAAGCCCUUGGAUGCCUUCUACUGGUUCGCCUUUUUUGCUGAGUGGAGCCUGGCAAUCUUGCCCAUGCUGGUCUCCGUGGCGCUCCCUGCAGUUUGGCCACUUUUGCUUGGCCGUGCAGGCUUGUGGUUUGGUGCCACCACUAUGCAGCAGGCUGCUACGCGGGCCCUGGUGACAUCUGUGGUGGCUGACAUGUUGUCGAAUGCCCAUGCUUUCGUCAUCAUUGCCUGCAACCAUUCAGGAGGCGACCUCUACAGGUAUUCCACAUCUUGCAAGGCUUACUCCGCAGAAUUUCUCCUUCGUUGCGCCUAUUCCUCCGCCAACUUUGAAUGUGGGAAUGAUCUCAUUGACAUCACCUAUGGAUGGCUCAACUACCAGAUUGAGCACCACAUGUAUCCGGACAUGACUCCUUUGCAAUACCGGAAGUUUCAGCCACUGGUCAGGAGCAUUUGCAAGAAACAUGGGGUGAUGUAUGUGCAGGAGAAUGCCUUGAAACGUACUUGGAUGAUGUUUCAAGUGGCAGUGGGUGAUGCGGCCAUGAAGCGGUGCACCGCAUUGGUGCCUCCGCAAGCCUACGGAAAGAACAUCUCAGAGGUUGAAGGUUCCAAAGUAGCUGAUUCAUUGAAGCAACAUUGCAAUGAAGUUGGCACAUCCACGGACAAGGCCUUCAUUUGGUUGAAGACCCUCUGCUGGAACCUGCACCGCAACGAGAUCACAGAUCCCAUGGAGAUGAAAAGCCUGACGGAUGAACGGAUUCGGAGCAUUGGUCAUGUCUUGGUCUUGCUGACCCCAUGGGAUGAGCCCGACUAUUUCCAGCGGAAAUGGUGCACCAUGGAGAUGGAGCUGGCUCUGUCACUGUCGCAGCUGUCAGCUUUCGAAAGCCCGAAGCAAGUCACGACGACGGUGACGGUGCUCACAACUUUGCAGGAGUUGGAUCGCCUGGGUGAAGCCAUUUGCACCUCGAGUUCCGUGGUGCCUCAGGUGUGGCAGCGCUGUGCUGCCUUGUACAAUCGCGGUGUGUCUUCAGCAAUCGAUUUUGCUACAGCAGAGGAACUUGGUCGGGCACCUCCGGAGCCACCUCAGCCACCACCACCGGCACCGGGUGCUAGGGGUGAGUGGAGGUGGGUUUGGGUCCCAGAGCAGGCUGACGUGAGGGACAGGCCUGCUGGUGAUUCUGAGCCAACUUCGGCGUCUCGUCCUCGGUUGACAUCUUCUUCAGUGGCACCAGUGCCAAGGCGUUCUGAUCGAUCUUCGGCGGAAACUCCGACAGGGGUGGAAGGCAGGAGCUCACGGGACUCGGCUGGUGUUGUGGAGGGACGUUCAUCCAAUCGGGCAGCAACAUCACCUCGCGCAGAGCGCGAAAGGGAAGUUCCAUCUCAUCCAGCAACAUCACCUCGCGCAGCGCGCGAAAGCGGCGAUCCAUCUCGAUUGGUGACAACAUCAACUCGCGCAGUGCGCGAAGGUGGAGAUCGACCUCGACCGGCGGAAGCAUCAGCUCGCGCUGUGCGCGAAGAUCGAACUCGGCCGGCGGAGACAUCAGCUCGCGCUGAGCGCGAAAGAGAGGUGAGGACAUCUGGAACAGCUCGCGCAGAGCGCGAUACAGCCUCAGCAUCGACUCCAGUGACCACAAGGAGGACCAUUCGAGUUCCGGCCAGGACAUCAUCGACGGCAGGGACCAGUGAAGUUUCUCGCACCGGGUCAAGGGGAUCGUUGAGGCCUGCGGAGCCUAAGGCUGCUCCAAAGGCAACAGUGGUGGCCAAGGCAAAGGCCGAACCUCGUUCAUCUCCAGAUUCAUCGGUGGCAUCUACUCGCCCAGGAACUUCGGUUGAGCGACCGCUCAUAGUUCUUGAUUGGCAUCGGACGCUGUCCUUUGAGUCUCAGAGUGGUGGAUCCUACGUGCCCGAGAGGGUGAAGCAGACGCUUCGACGAGCUCAGUCAUUGGGCUACGAUCUUGGCAUUUGCUCCUUCGCAUCGGCGCCAGCCACUCAGUCCAGGGUGCUUCGUGAGGCACGUGAUCUUGAGACUGAGUUGACACGAGCUUUCAGGUUCAUCCACGUGGUCAACCGGAAGUUCACUUCGGAUCCUGCCCGUGACAGGCCAUCGCUCACGGGCUGUGCCACAUCUAAGGCAGAAGAAGUCUGCCGUGUGGGGGCGGCCAUUUUUGUGGACGACCAGCGCUCCCUCCUGCAGGAGGUGGAGCAACUUCAGGCUCGUCGAGCCGCUGGCAACAGGUGUCGGGUGUUGAUCUCGCACGCCAAUCGGCCAUCGGCAGCUCUUGAGGAGCUCGACGAUCUACUGGAGGAGGAGUCGGCUGCAGAUUUCGGGUUGCCCAGCUUCUUGCGAAGAGGCGAUAUCUUUGGCGAACAGGCUGAAGAGAGGCUACAGGCAGAACUUGAGGAUAGCCGCAAGUCGGCUGAGGGCCAAGUGAACUUCGUGAAGUUGCAGGCCGAAUCUGAAAGACAGAGGGCUGUGGCGGAGCUCAAGGAACUUAGCUCCAAAUUGGAGGUGAUCAUGACCCAUCCUGAACGGGUAGGUGUGGCAGCUAGCAGCGCGUCUAUCGCAGCUGCGGCCGCGGCACCUAUGGCGAUCUCAGCGAGGUUUCCUGGAGAUGAAACUGAUGAAAGUGUUUACAAGCACAAGCACCUCAAGUCCAUUCAGAUUACCAAGCUUCCCAACGACGCGACUUCGUGUCGCGAGUGGCGUGCGGCAUUCUUGGCCGCAGUUAGCAGGGUUGACAUGACGAACCGGGAUGUGCUAGUGAAGUUUGCCACAUGGUGCAUGGAAGGUGGUCGAGGUAGACGGUUCCGAGAUUAUCUUCAGAGUUCGAAUGACUUUUUGUUAUUCAAUAAACAUGUGGCGGCCGAGCUGAUUAAACCAGAGGUGUUGGCCACAAACUCAGAGCUAGCGCACGAACUCACGUCGUGGGUGGAAUCAUGUUCAGCGAAACAGCAGGGACCCAAAGGCAUGGCUCUCAUGCACAUCAUUAUUGCCUUUUACGAAACAGGUCCGGACCAAUCCAUCGCUUUGAACCAAAUGCAUCUCUUACAGCUCCAAUUGCAGGGAAAGACUGCGAAGGAUCUUGCAGAGUUUGUGAAACGUGGCAAUUACAUCUUGCAUGGCUUGCGCCCAGGAGACCGCCCUGCAGAGGCGACACUCUACAGCUGGCUUUGGCAUCAGGUGAAAGCCGUUCCGAUGCUGAGGAGGUGCACUGACAAAAUCAGAGAGUCCUCAAAUGGAUCCCGUAGGAGAACCUUUGGAUGGUUAUGGGGAAAGAUUGCCGAAGAACUCCGUGAGAGGAGACAUGACCUUAACUAUGAAAACAUGGGUCAGGGGUUGAAGUCAUCCCCACCAGCUCAACUGGCUUUGCCGGCAUCGUCCUCAACAGGUGAGACGAAGGUUGCUAAGGUCACCAAGACAAAGACCACUGCCAAGAAGGACACAAAGUCAGCUGCUGCUGCUCCUACUGAGGAUUCACGAAGGAAUGUUUGUGCACUCCAUGCUGCUGGGCACUGCAGAUUUGGAACAAGAUGUAGAAACACACACAUCGGUGAGGCCGGGUCUGAUGAGGCCAGACGGGCAUACUCAGAAGCCCAGAAAGGAAAGGCAAAGGGUCAAGAGAAGGGGUCAAAGGGAGAUGGCAAAGGUAAGAAGGGCAAGAAGGAAGACUCUAAGGCUUCGAAAGGUGGCACUGGAACUCCGGCAGCUGUUUCCACCGUUACGAUCACUGAGGUCGAAGGGAAACAAGCCCAAAAGACAUGGCAAUCCUUUUGCAAGUUCUGUGACAAAGCCCUUCCUUCUUUGAAUACCUUCUUGAAGCUAUCGGUUCCCAUUUUGGCUACUUUGAUCUCAUCAAUUACCAAUUCUUACGAAAUGAUUGGGGAGAAAGCAGCGGCUUCUAUGGUUGAUCCUGCAGUGCAAAAUUUCAAGAAGUACUCCUUAGAGUUUCUUGGAGACACAGGUGCAGCCCACGACAUUGGCAGUUUGCGGGCAUUGCAAGACCAAGGAUUGUCUAAGGACAUGGUUGUGCCUUGGAUGAAAGCACUGAAGAGCCCUGUGCGGUUCGCCACUGGAGGAGGGCCGCAACUCUCCACUGAGGAACUUCGUGUGUACACCAAGGAACUGGGUGACUUUCACAUCCAUCUCCUUGAGAGCUGCCCCAUGGCCUUAUCAAUAGGGCGUCAAGUCAGCCGUGGACGCACUUUCAUAUGGCAGCACGGUCAAAAGCCGUACAUUGCCUUAGAUCACCGUCGUUGUCGUGUGUGGUGUCCUUCUGAAAACAGGUGGUACGCCAACAGGGUCCAAAACAACGUCCCGAUCUUUUCUGUUGAUUGUCCGUUGAAACCUGGAAGAGUCAUCAGGGAUAGUGCUGCUUGCGUUCAGUUAGAUCAGCCAGCGACAUGCGCAAACAUGACCACUGAAGAUUCCAAUUCUCAAUUUUGUGGAUCGCGUUUGGAAAGACAAUAUGCAUCCGUAUGUCAUGACACUGCUGUGGAACAUACUGAACCAAUGAAAGACUGCACUGAAGAUCCAUUGUGUCUCGCGCCAAUGCGCGAUCAUGAGCAUGAUGAAGACGUCCCACAAGUUGACACAGUAGAGUUGCCAGCUCAUCCAAUGGUGUCGGAUACUGAGCAACGUCGGAGAAAACACAGGAAGGAGAAUCGACGGAGGAAGUGGGAGAAGUUGAAGAGGCAGAAGCCAGAGGCUCCAGUCCGCAAACCCAUCAUCAGGGGGGUUGAAGCCGUAGAGUUCAAUGACUUCAGCGAGAGCACUGCUGAGAUGGCGGUUCCAGAACCACAUCACCCAGGACUUCCAGGAUCAAGAACACGCCUCACUGGUUUCUACCCCAAGGAGAUGUGUGAGUAUGUAAUGCAUGCGAUGUAUCCUGACAUCAUUUCACGACAUGCCCCAGCCAUGCCAGUCACAGAAGUGAUAGGGCAAACAAUUGAACACCGGGAGCGUGAGCCUGAAGAGGGACGAGAUGGUGGUGUCUUCAUUUACGAUUCAGUCGACCCCCUUGCAGCAGCCGCAGCUGAGGGCCUGGAUGAACCUGCCGAUGAUGAGGCUGAGGACGAAGAGGUUGUGUACAGUAUUGCAAAGGAGUUUGGAAGCAUCAUUGAGGCUGACCACAUUUUUCCAGCGGUUGAGUCUAGGGGGCUUGGUGGUGAACAGUCCGCCCUCUUAGUGCGUGACAGAUACUCUGGAAUGUGUUUGACAUACCCUCAACGAACACGCAAUGAAGAUAGCAACUAUGAUGCGUUGAAACAUUUUGGUGGCAACAAGUUGAACGGUAACCCAGACGUUGUAUUCCACUCCGACACAGCCCAGGAAUUGACCAAUGCUGCAUCAAGACUGGGAUGGGUGGCUGAUCCAUCAGCCGCCAAUCACUGGCCACACAAUGCCUUUGUUGAAAGAGAAAUCAGGACCAUCAAGGAGAUGUGCAGGCCAUCGCACCUGCAGGCAGGCUUCCACAGAAGGCUUUGGACCAUUUCCAUCGAGUACACAGCCACUGCAAGAUCCUUCUUCACUCCGGCUCCGAUCACGGAGGAUGAGAGAGACACGGAAGAGGGAAAGAAGAAACUUGGUAAGACGCGAUGGGAAGUGGCCACAGGUAAACCUUUUGAUGGCGUCUCUUAUCCACUAGGCGCAUUGGUUUUCUAUCGUUCCAAGGGGGACGGCAUGGCAGAGCCCACAACUCGUCCGGGGUUGUUUGCCGGUUGGCACCUAUCCCCUGGGCUUCGGUAUCGUGGCAAUGUGAAGAUUUUGGACUAUGAGUCUGUCAGAGAGAGAGGACAUUUGCACUGGCAGCCACGUGUGAUGCAUGAGAAGGAGGUCUAUUUCCCUCCAACAGAAUACAUUGAAUUUCCUCUUGCAUUAGCUGCACAAAAUGCCAUGUUGCAAAUGACGGAUGAGGAGAAAGAAGUCAAGAAAGCCAUCUAUGAUAGAUCUUUCGUGGAAGGGGUUUUGCCAUAUGACGUGUGCAUUGAUUCUUUUCCUGUUGACGAUGGUGUUGAAACUGAAUAUGAACCAUCCAUAGCUCCAGAUCAAUUCCCUGAAGAUGAAGUACCCAUAUGCCCACCGAGGUCAGAGGUUCUCUCGCGUCCUGACGCGAUAGCCGCGAUCAAGAAGGAGUUUGACGGUAUUGGGGACAUGGGCACAUGGGAUUUGGGAUCGGUUGAGGAGGAAGAGACGGUGAAAAGGUUGCCCAGAGAAGUUUGGCCGGAAACUUGGUUUGACUCAAAUGGAAAGCCUUUGUACCGGAGGCCAGUCAUCAGGCUGCUUCGCAGCUUGUAUGGGCAUCCAGAAGCUGGAGCACAUUGGGAAAGGAAGCUGGAGCAAGAGUUGGUAAACAUGGGAGCCACGAAGAUUCCAGAAUUCCCAAGCACAUAUGUGUUUCCUUCCUACGGGCAUUUGGCUUUGGUUGUUUAUGUGGAUGACUUCGUUUUGAGCGGGGACAGUUCAUACCACGAUUCCUUUUGGGCAGACCUUUCUAAAAGAAUCAUGUUGGAUGACAUCGGUGACCUAGGUAGGUUCUUGGGGAGACAUCAUUCAACAGUGGAGUUCAGAAAUCAAGAACUAUUCGCAUUCGACAUGCGAGCCUAUGCUGAGAGCAUUGUCAAUGACUAUGUUCGACUGAUAGGUCACGCAAAACUGAAGAGAGUUAGCACACCAUUUCUCUCAAAGACCACUGUGCUUGAGGAGGCUCCGACUAAGGGCGAACUUUCAGGUUCAGCCAGCUCGGUCCUUAUGAAACUGAUGUGGUUGGCGCGAUUGUCGCGGCCUGAUAUGCUGAGAGUAACCACUUGGUUAGCUACUAAGGUGCAACAGUGGACCACGGAGUGUGACAACCAUCUUUUCAGGGCGAUUAGUUAUUUGAAUGAAACAAAAGACCACUUACUCACUGGCCAUGUAGAUGAUGAUUUGAAUGACAUCUAUGUUGAGCUGUUCUGCGAUGCAGACUUUUGUGGUGAUGACGAGCACACAUAUUCCACAACUGGUGGGUGGGUACAGCUAAGUGGAAAGAGCACCAGUUUUCCACUGACCUGGAUGUCCAAAAAGCAAGGUGCGGUCUCCAGAUCGACAACUGAAGCUGAGGCUGCAGCGAUGGCUACUACUUUAUUUGAUGAAGGUCUGCCGUUGCUAGAGCUGUUUUCAGUAUUAUUCAGAAAGUCAGUGCGCUUGUUAAUCAGAGAAGAUAACGAAGCCACAGCAAAGGUGGUUUCUGCUGGCUAUUCCAAGCGUUUGCGACAUAUGAAGAGAACACAUCGUAUAAACUUAGGUAGCCUCAAAGAGGAACUGGACAAGGACGAUGUGGACUUGCAACUAGUUGCCAGUCGCUACCAGAAAGCCGAUAUCUUCACUAAAGGAUUGGCAGGUGAACUGUGGGGACCCGCGUUGGACCUUCUGGGAAUAAUCAAUGGAUAUGUGGUCACUCGGACCACGAACACUGGUUUGAAGAUCCAGGAGAAUUUUGAUGAGUCUCUGCAGCCUUCCUAUGCUGAGGACAAGUCAAAACCUGUGCCUACUCAGGAUGCUCCGAAGCCUAAGGCCAAUGUGAGAAAGAAGUACAAGAAGAAGGCCCCACGCAUUCUUCCAUACCAGUGCUUGGAUCACAGCAUCACUGCGCACUUCCGCGCCUGGAUCGCCACCAGCGCCGAGACCUGGCUGCAUCAGCGCCUGGCGCAGGGACAACACGACGGCGGCGUGGCGGUGGCCGUGUUGGCCGUGGCCUGCGACACAGUGGGAUGGUUGCUGCGGGAGGUGUCACUUCACCACCGUGCUGCAGCUCUUUUGCAGGAUGCUUUGCAGCUGGCCCUCUGUGGUAGUGACAUGGAAGGCUCAAGUUCUCCGGUGUUGUGCUGCUUGGGCACCACCAUGGGAUGUUGUUGCAACCAAACCGAACUGCUUCAGUCCUGUGACAGUGCGAUCCAAGCCCAUCAGCAGAAGGGCACCCUGGAGACGAUGGCUGGUAUGGAGCUUCUUUCAUCCUUCGGAGCUGCUAUGUGGAUGUCGGGAGAUCCGGAGGGUGCAGCACGCGCCCUGCAACAAGCCGUCUUCAUUCGCGUGGCCAAUCGCACGCUGGACAAUCCUCAGGGCGCCAUGUUGCUGCGCAAUUUCGGUGUGAUGAAAUGGGCCAUGGGUUUCCAUAAGGAAAGUCUGGAGCUUUUCGAAGAGGCCAAGCGGGUGCGCAAAUGUGGCCAUCUCAGUCAGUUGAUGUCCAGCAUCGCCCUGUUGGGUGAAAGAACCGAGGCACUGGGUGCUUUUGCGGAGCUCAUGAUGAACAUGGGCUACGCCAAGGCCGAACUGGGCGACUUCCAAGGAUCCCUUGAGGCUUUCCAGGAGGUACUGGCACUGCUGACAGUGGGAUCAGCUUCCUCAUCCAUGACUUUUGGUGACAGCAGCUUUGCUUUGCCAGAUCCCUUGGACACCAUGCCAUGUGGCGCCACCCUCAUCAGCAGCAUUGCCGUGGCCAAGGGAAAUCUGGGCCGAUACGCCCGGCACCACAGUGCUUAUUCUCGCGCGCAGCUCAUUCGCAAGAGUACCAAGACUAUGUGCUCACCCGCAGGUGCCGUGCUGUUGCGUAACAAGGGCAUGGCCCAUUUCGGACGCAAGGAGUAUGCUGAGGCUUUGAGCGCGUACCUUGCAGCCAAGGAGAGACAUUCGUCAAGAGCUGGGACCUCGGUGACGUCAAAUUGGCGUCGCAUGGCGACCUCGCCCCAUCGCCACGUCGCCACGAGGACGGGAACGCUGAAGACCUCUGGGGGAGCAAAUCUUCUGAGCAAUUUGGCCUCAGCCCGGGCGAAGACGGGUGAUGGAAUUGUGGCGGUGGAGGAUUGCCAACGCGCGUGCGAUCUUCACAAACAGGUUGGAACCUUGCAGACGCCUGGUGGACAAGCAGUUUGGACACCCAGCGCAGCAUUCCCACAAAAGUCAGGCCUGGUCACGAUGCCAGAGUGA
Messenger RNA from Cladocopium goreaui, 11763 nucleotides. Lineage: Eukaryota; Dinophyceae; Suessiales; Symbiodiniaceae. The record is from the annotation of a GenBank genome assembly.